Molecule: messenger RNA, 2777 nt
Organism: Cuculus canorus (common cuckoo)
Lineage: Eukaryota; Metazoa; Chordata; Aves; Cuculiformes; Cuculidae
Gene: FRS3
Product: fibroblast growth factor receptor substrate 3
Exons: 7
Coding region: 410-1906 (498 amino acids)
Biological process (GO): cell surface receptor protein tyrosine kinase signaling pathway
Cellular component (GO): cytoplasm
Source: RefSeq, a predicted model, not a curated record
UCUCCCCCCUGCUGUGUGCGGGUCCUCCAAGCGGCGCUCUAGGCGGCGGGCGCGGACUCGGUGCUCCCGGCGGGCCCGGCCCGGCUCGGGGGGCCGUGGAGCUGGCGGGGCCCAACCCGGGCCCGGGCCCCGCAUCGCCGGCCCGAGCCGCCCCCGGGCUCCGCAGCCCCGGCCCAGCAGGGGAUGGGCAGGGCCGGCCGGCAGCGCGGGGCCGGGCCUCAGCUCCCGCGCGGCGGAGCCGGGCAGCGCCUCAGGUGGAAGAUGGGACAGUUUCCCUUCUGGUUUAGGUGACUCUGACACCUGAUUACCAUGAAGUCCCAAAGGAGAUAGAGAGACAGUAGUGGGAAUUUCUUCUCACUCCUCCAAAAAAAUCCAAUUGCCUAAUGGGAUUGCCUCUUAUGCUGACGUCAUGGGGAGCUGCUGCAGUUGCCUGUGCAGAGACAGCAUCCCAGACAACCAUCCCACCAAAUUUAAGGUGACGAACGUGGAUGAUGAAGGUAACGAGCUGGGAUCUGGGAUUAUGGAGCUGACACAGACGGAGCUCAUCUUGCACACUCACAAGCGAGAUGCUGUCAGGUGGCCUUACCUCUGCUUGCGCCGCUAUGGCUACGACUCCAACCUCUUCUCUUUCGAGAGUGGUCGUCGCUGCCAGACAGGGCAGGGGAUUUUUGCCUUCAAGUGUUCCAGAGCAGAGGAGAUCUUUAAUCUGCUUCAAGACCUGAUGCAGUGCAACAGCAUCAACGUAGUGGAAGAACCUGUUGUCAUCACCAGGAACAGUCACCCCACGGAACGGGAGCUCUCCCGGAACACCCAGGCACCCAACAGUCUAGGGUACACUGUCCCAGGAUUUCCCAAUGGAUUUCCAAGCUUCCCUGGAGAAACCCUGUCAUUCUCCACAGCCCGCCACCCCUCCGUGAGCAGCCUGAGGCAUUCCUCUGUGGGCGAUGACUCUACUCAUGCCCUUAUUGGGCCUGAUGAGCAGUCCCACACCUACGUCAACACGGCCAAUGGUGAUCAGGAGCUGAGGGGCCGGCAUUGUAUGCACUCCUUGCCUGAAGUCCACCCUCCUUUCCCCCAUAGGAACCACAGUUGCUCCCUCGAAGACCGCAAUCCCCAGGUCUUUCUGCAGCCAGGGGAGGUUAAGUUCGUGUUAGGUCCCAAGUCCAACUACAGCAGCGUGUGUCGGCACCACCGGGAGUGCAGGACGCACUUCUACCCCCCUAACAACAACAACAACGAAUGUGAGGAGUGUCCUUCCCCCCAGUGUGUCUAUGAGAAUAUCAACGGCUUGUUGCCCCCCAGCACCUCCUCUCUCUGCCGAGGCGGGCGCUUGAAACUCUCCCGGGAGGACACGGGCUUAGCCGGCUGCUCCCAUCGCAAAACGGCAUUGCUUCACUAUGAAAACUUGCCGUCGCUGCCACCGGUGUGGGAGUGCCAGCCGCUCCGGCAGGGUGAGGAGGACGUGGGCGUUGGGGAUGCACUGACACCUUCCCCCAAUGGCUUCUCCGAGGCUGGUGAAGAAGAUCCCCUGCAGAACUACAUGAACUCGGAGAACACGACGCUGCAUGGGGGCGGCAGCCAGAGGCGCAGCAGCUUCUUGCCAAAGCCUCGUCGCGGCUGCGUGCCCAAUGUCUUCAACUUCGACUUUCCCCGGCCCUGUCCAGAGCAGCCGCGGCAACUCAACUACAUCCAGGUGGACUUGGAGGCUGAGCCACGCAAGGGACAUGCGAACCUGCCAGUCCCUCGUGUCCCACCUCCUGCCACCCACGAGGCCCACCGGACGGACUCCUACGCGGUCAUUGACCUAAAAAAGACAGCGGCCAUGUCCAGUUUGCAAAGGGCCCUGCCAAGGGACGAUGGCACAUCGCGGAAAACUCGACAUAACAGCACUGACCUGCCUCUGUGAGGGGGAAUGCCAAGUGCAAGCACUGUCUCGUGGCUUCGGUAUCUGCCCUUCAGUGUACUGCCCGGUGUGAUUUCCAUGCGUCGAUACCUUCUGCUUCCCUGUUUUCCCCAUUACCUGGUGUCAUGGGAUGGCUGCUACAGCUGAUGUUAAGGCUAGUCUGUCUGUCCAUCUUCCCCUCUCUAUCUCUCCUGUGUAGUUCAUUUUUAAAGCCUUGUUGGGGUGUUUGACGAUGCUGUUUGGAGGUUUAAUUUCUGGUGAAAGGGGCAGAAGGUGCCAGGAAGAGCCAUGGAUACAGCCUCGAGUUGGGUUGCCUGUCCUGGCAGCUCUGUGAGCAGCCUGGCAGCAGAGCCAGGGCAGUAGCGUGGUGGAGAAGCUUUUCCAAAAGUGAGCUGCUUUAGGAGUUCUGUUGCAAAAUCAACCUCUUCCGCAUGGAUUUCAUGCCUUGCAACUCCAGGUGAGCUCUGCAGCCGGGCCACUCCAAAGCUGGGUUUUGCCUUGUGCUUUCCCUGGUGAUAUGGGAGCUUGUGCUGUGUUUUUUCCCCAUCCUCAACCCUCCUUUCUCCCCUCUGCACUGUUACCUGCUUUCUCUAAGUUCGUAGAAGCUUUUUAUACUUCUAUCCCUUUCUCAGAUUCAAUUUAAAUUGGACAACUCUAGAAAUGAAUAGAGCGGCACAAACACUGUGAUAAUACAGACCUGAUCUCCUGAAGAGAUCCUGCUUUAAAAGAGGAGGGGAAGAACACAACUAAGGGAGAGAUUUGAGGAUUUGCUAUGGAAAACUUCAGUCGUGCCAUAUCCUGUUUCGAUUUUUAGGGGUUCUUUUUAGUGGCUGUUCAGAAGUGGUGUUUGUUUGUUUGUUUGUUUAUUUAUUUA